This is a messenger RNA of Helianthus annuus (common sunflower), 2410 nucleotides long. RefSeq names its product filament-like plant protein 7. Lineage: Eukaryota; Viridiplantae; Streptophyta; Magnoliopsida; Asterales; Asteraceae. The transcript is spliced from 8 exons. Bases 470 to 1954 code for a protein of 494 amino acids. The record is from RefSeq and is a predicted model, not a curated record.
UAGAUGUUGUUGGGCACAGGACACCAAGUCAUUUGAUACUCGUCAGUCGGUUCUGUCGCUCUCCAUAUUCAAAACUGACAUCCUGUACCCAAAAUUCUAUCACUCAUGUCCCCUCCCUCACACUGUCUUUAUUUGCUCUUCUUUACUCUUUUGAUCAUGCCAACAACAAGUGUCCAUCUUUUCUUCCACCUAAAUACAUUCACCCCACAACCUGUUCGAUAAAAGUCCUCAACCAUCUGAUAUCGAUGCAUAGAUUACACUAGAGGCUGAUACAGAUUAUGGAAACUAAUGGGUUUGUCUAAUCUGAGCUGGGUUUCAUCAGAUUUCACAGGUUGAUAUUUGAAUGAUCAAUAAGGUUUGUUUACUUUGCUUUUGGAUGGGUGCAAGUCUGUAUCAAUGAUCAUCACUGAUUCAUAUUCAAUUCUUAGAAAUUCUGACGAAACAGAGGAGGUAAUUUGAAGAAUAAAAGAUGGACCAAAAAACAUGGUUUCUAGGGAAAAAAUAUCCAGAAAAAUCAAAUGUUGUAAGGAGUGAAGCUAAUAUCUAUGCAAAAGCAAACGAAGAACAGAAGCUUCCGUAUGGGAAACAAGUAGCUUUAGAGGAAACUGUAAAGAACCUCCAUGAACAGAUAGCUUGUCUUCUCUGUGAAUGCAAUGCGAAAGAUAGACUAAUGGCUGAGCAUGUAAAAGCAGCACAAGAAGCUAACUCAGGGAAGGAAAGGGCUGAAGCAUUAGUGGCGAUACAGAAGCAAGAACUAGAAAACGUUAUACAGCAAAAAGUAGCUGCGGUCGAGAGAUUGAUUCACUUAAACGCUGCAUUAAAGAAUUGCAAGCGGGAAUUGAGUUGUACAAAAAUAGAGCAAGAUCGAAAGGUUAUCCUCGAGAAAGCACACAAGAAACUAGAGUCGAAAUAUAUAGAAGCAAAGAAAAAACUUGCAAAUCUAACGGUUGAGAAUGCUCGGCUUACUAAAGCCCUUGAAAAGAAAGAGGAAAUAAUCAAAGACGUAAAUAAUCAAAUUUCCAAAGCAACUGCGGAGUUCAAUGCACUUGUUUCAAGAUGUGAUUCAACCGAAAGAGGAAACAACGUUUUGAAACACGAGUAUGGUCUUCUUAAGAAAGAGCUCAAGAUCAAAAGCCGACAUGCCGUCACGGCAAACAGGCAACAGCUAGAAACCGAACGUCAAAAGCUGCGGAUGUUAGUGAAGAAGCGGGGCCCGGGGCAUCCGAAGAACCAUUCUAAAGCUGUGGGGAGAAGAAUGAGUUUACUAAUAAAACAGUUGAGCCAAGUGGAAGAAGAAAACGGGAUUCUCAAAGAAAGCGCAUGUAAAAGAGAGCAUGAAAUUCAUGUCUUGAAAGCGGAACUUGCUCGAAUGAGGCAUGAUGAACAAUAUAACGGCAAAUCGUGUAUGAACGAAAUGAACGAUCACUUUGAGAAUCUGAGAUUAACUAACUUUGAUCUCGAUCAACAACUUUCGGCUGCCAAAGUUGAGUUAAAAGAAGCUCUUCACAAAACAUCGUUUCUAGAAAUGGAAUUGGAAGAUAAAGGUCAUCUUUGUAGAGAACUAGAAGCAACAUGUCUCGAGCUACAAUUCCAACUAACCAGUAAGGAUGUAGUUACCGAAGAUGUCGAGCAAGAAGAAAAAACGCUUCUGCCCGGAAUGAAGAUUACAAAAGAGUUGACUAAUGACAAGUUGACCGAUCAUUCUUCUUUACAUGAUCAUAUGACGGCAGAGGAUGGUGUUGAGUGGGAGGUUGUUCUAAGCCCCCCAGUGAUCAAGGAAAUCAUAAACGCUACAGAAACAGAAGAACCGUACAUAGUUGUACCUCGGGCUCUAUCGAUUGUACAGGUUAAGAAGCGAGUUAAACGUUAUGAGUUGCUAAGGAGGCUUCUGUUUAGAGGUAAGAGGGGUUGCUACAAGAAGAGGCUGCUUUGCUUUGCUGCAUACAAGGUUUAGCAAGAAACAUAGGCGGGCUUUGAGGUAAUGAGGUGAACUCUUCUUUCGGGCUGGCCACAUUUCGAUAGUGUCACAAUAUAUCCUGUAGUUGAGCAAGGUUGAACGCUGGAAAGCCAAAGCGUUGGCCCAGAACAUGAUGCAUGUAUAAAGAUAGAUUUCCGUCUUCAAAGACUUAAAAACUUGCUUUUGUAAAUACUUACAUAGAAGUGUAUUUAGGCACACUAACCAAUGGGCUUGUAGCCUAGCGGUAUAAGAUGUGUAAUAAAGGUGUUCUCCCCACAUGGUUGAGGGUUCUAGUACAAUGGCGGGAUUUGGGGGUGUGAGUCGGCCGUUCUAAACAACUAUCAUAUCAUGAUAGCUUCAAUAACUGAUUAUGCGAUAUAGGUACUGAUUUUCUGUUCGAUUUUGUUUCGUUUUGGUCUUAAAUUUGAAAUGAGAUGUUAAGUUGAAGAUGUA